AUGUGCUGCUGUUUCCGACCUGAGGCGGCGACUCUGGGCCGAAGGGAGGCGGCCAGUGCGGGGCCCUGGGACGGUGCGCCCCCCUCGCUCGCUCGCACCAGCAGUCCCCAGCGCGCACUCCUCCUCCGAGUACCCGCCGCCUGGCGGUCCCCGCGCCCCCGCUGCGCCCCGGUCCCGCACGCCCGCUGGCCGCGGCGCGCGCGGCGCGCAGCCCUUGGCGCUCUAGGCGCUUGCAACCCGCUUGCCAAGCGGCCGGACCUUCCGACGCCCGAGCCCACUAGCUUCUGUCAGCCCGUUUUCUACCUAGAAAGCCCCCAACCCGAAGAUUCCCCAAGUCGGUGGAGUUCCCUCACGCUUAAGCGUCCCCGAAUGUCUCUCCCCAAACCACUGGGACCCCCGGAGCCUGCCCGGCCAGAGGUCUCCGAGCCUCGCCGAGCGCCCGGGUCCUGUAGUUCCCGGGAACCGAGUCGUGCCCUGCCGCUCGGAGCCCCUCAACCCCACUGCGCUGUCUUGCUCCCCCCAACACCCGCGAUGGAAGAGCCUUCCCGCCCCCGGGCGCCAAGCUCAGAGCACCCACCUGGCGCCGCAGAAGCGUCCGGGAAGUGCAGCCAGGCGGCGCGGGCUCGGCGCGCGCUGGGGAGAGGCGGACGGGAGCGGCCCGGUCCACACCUCGUGCGGGAUCCGGGACCCGGACCUUCCCCGACGCCGGCCUCCAGCCCGCGGCGCCGCAGUCGCCGCCGACGCCGAGAAGUUAAAUGGGGCUGGGACGGGGGCCGCCCCGCCUCUCCCGCCCCCUCCGGGCGUGCGGAGCGCGGCGCUGGCCCCGGCCCAGAAGCGGAGGGCGCGCGCCGCCACCUGCACCGCCCGGCAAGUGCACGGCGCGCCCGGGCGUCCGCCCGCCCUCGCGUCGACCCCGCGCCCUCCGCCAGCGCCGGGGACGCCGCGGGCUCGAGGGGAGCGCGUGAGGGGCGGGAGCCGGGCGGCUCGGACGCGCGGGGCUGCGGCGACGGCGAGACUCGGCUGGAACGCUCCUCCGCCCGCUUCCUGGAAGCCACUCCUCGCCCUGGGCCGGCCGCCAGGCGCGGUGCCAAGAGCCGGGACUGCCGACGCCGCCACCGCCGCCGGCGGCGGGCGCGCGGGGAAAGGCGGCCGCGAGCCAGCCGGGACGCCCCGCCUCAGCCGGAGCCGGGAGCGGGGAUGCCAUCGCCACCCCCCACCCCGUCCCAACCUCAGCGAGCCUCCGCCCGCCCCGCCCGGGCUCGGGCGCCGACUCUGCUAAGUCAGGCCCAGCGGCCACACGGAGGUUUGCCCGGAACCGCUGGCUCGUGCCUGCGAGCCUCCGGCGCUCCCGGCCAGGCAUGACCAAAGUCGGAGACCAGUGGCCCCUCCCGGCCUGCCCGCCUUCGCCUCCAGCGGCGCCCAGAGCACACGCCGGGCCUGGGCCAGUGGACUCCGGUAAAAUGGCCCGAAUCUUUCAGGAAGUGAGAAGAGGACAUUCAGUGUGAAGCGGGCAGAGGAGAGACUGGUCACUAAGUGCAGGGGAGGCUGGGCUAAACCAGAAAGAAUGCAGCCAUGUACAGUGGAUUCUCCUUAUUUGCCAUGUCUUGUAGAUGGACUUGGGAAGCAUGCUCAAGGCUGUGUUGGAGGCUGGUGGACAGGAGCCCUUGGAGACAAAUCCUAGAGAAGUUAGAGCUGACUGCAGAAGGCACAGAGGAGCCACUGAGGCAUCCCUUGGAGAUAUUGCAGGUUUGGUUUCAGACCAUUGCAAUAAAGCAAACAUCUCAAUAAAGCAAGUCACAC
Molecule: messenger RNA, 1800 nt
Organism: Cervus elaphus (red deer)
Lineage: Eukaryota; Metazoa; Chordata; Mammalia; Artiodactyla; Cervidae
Product: translation initiation factor IF-2-like
Exons: 4
Coding region: 1-1362 (453 amino acids)
Source: RefSeq, a predicted model, not a curated record